AUGCGUCGCGUCUCUUCUGGUGCCGCCGUGGGCUCCGCGCUCACCUCUUCUUAUGCGUUCGGCCGUGUGCAUGCUCGAGCGCUCCCGGCCGCCGGCACCAUGCGCUCGCUUUCCCUGGUGCGACCCCCUCUCCCCCGAAACUCGGCCUCGAGGUGGGUGGCGGGCCGAACGCUGGCUACGUCGGCACCAGGCUCCUCUUCUUCAUCACCAUCUUCGAGGACCGCCCAUCGCGCCGUCAUCGCGUUUGCCCCGGCGAGUAGGCCGACGCUGACGAGCGUGUGCGGGCCAACGCUGGUCGUGCACCAUGUAGCGAGGCGCGGUGCGUCGGACAAGGCGAAGGAAAACGCUGGCACGGUGGUGGCGAGGCGUGCGCGAGCGGCGUACGAGCGGUUUAAGGAGCGGAAGACCGAGAUGCUGAUGCUCUACGGGUCGACCUUUGUCGUGGUGCACGAGGUGCUGGGAAUUGCGUCCUAUGCCAUCACCUACAGCCUCCUCGCUUCGGGCGUGCUCGACGUCGAGCACUUUGCAGGUUUGGUGGGCUUCACAGAGGAAGACGCGCAAAAGAAGGGCUUCUCGCUGCGUGACAGGAUGGUCACGUUUGCUAUGACCGUCGCCUUGGUAAAGGCCAUGGAUAUAAUGGGUCUUGUGCCGCUUCGCUGGGCGAUCAACAUUCUCAUCACCCCGCGGAUCGCCCGGUACGUUGGGCCGCAUGCGGACAAGCUCUUCCACGCCAUCAAAGGCCUCGUCAAACGAAAGAAGCCGCCCACGCAGGGCGCCUGA
Acanthamoeba castellanii str. Neff is the source of this 780-nucleotide messenger RNA. RefSeq lists its product as uncharacterized. The coding region runs from base 1 to 780 and encodes 259 amino acids. The record is from RefSeq and is a predicted model, not a curated record. Lineage: Eukaryota; Discosea; Longamoebia; Acanthamoebidae. The transcript is spliced from 3 exons. Gene Ontology annotation, cellular component: mitochondrion.